This is a messenger RNA of Spizellomyces punctatus DAOM BR117, 1262 nucleotides long. RefSeq lists its product as uncharacterized. Gene Ontology annotation, cellular component: mitochondrial inner membrane. The coding region runs from base 164 to 1102 and encodes 312 amino acids. Lineage: Eukaryota; Fungi; Chytridiomycota; Chytridiomycetes; Spizellomycetales; Spizellomycetaceae. Gene Ontology annotation, biological process: mitochondrial phosphate ion transmembrane transport. The record is from RefSeq and is a predicted model, not a curated record. The transcript is spliced from 3 exons. Gene Ontology annotation, molecular function: phosphate transmembrane transporter activity.
AAAGGAUUCGGGAACUUUUUUUUUUUAUUGAUUUUAAUACCGCGCGCUUCGGGGUUUUUUUUUUGUUUUUUCUCAACUUGAGGGCAUCUCAUCCCGUUUUCCUCAUCGUUUGCAAACGAUCCCCCUUCCCUCCACCGGUCCUCAUCCAACACACACAGCAGACAUGACUACGAUUGCCAAACAGUGGGAUGCUCGUACGGCCGGUCCCGUCCCUCACGAUACCAACUACUACUUGAAGUGCAUGUUGGGUGGUGUUCUUGCUUGCGGUUUGACCCACACGGCCAUCACUCCUCUUGAUGUGACAAAAUGUAACAUGCAGGUCAACCCUGCAAAGUACAAGGGUCUCAUCAGUGGUCUUCGUACCAUUGUUGCCGAAGAGGGAGCCCGUGCUGUGUGGAAGGGAUACGCUCCCACCUUUAUUGGUUACUCCAUGCAAGGUGCCUUCAAGUACGGUCUCUACGAAAUGUUCAAGGACACGUACUCCAACUUGCUCGGUGAGGAGAACGCCAAAAAGUACAAGGGAUUGAUCUGGUGUGGUGCCUCUGCUUCCGCAGAGUUCUUUGCCGACAUUGCUCUUUGCCCCAUGGAGAUGGUCAAGGUCAAGGUUCAGACCUCUGUUCCUGGUACCUUCCCCACCGCGUUGGGUCCCGCUGUUGCUCAGAUGCGUGCCGACAGCGCGAUCACUCGCUUCCCCUUUGGUUCCUUGGUUCCUCUGUGGUCUCGCCAGAUUCCUUACACUGUUGCCAAGUUCUUCUUCUUUGAGAAGGCCGUCGAGUUCUUUUACACCUACGUCUUCACAAAGCCCAAGGAGUCUUACUCCAAAACCACCCAGCUCGGUGUUACCUUUGCAUCUGGUUACUCUGCUGGUGUUAUUUGCGCCAUUGUGUCCCACCCUGCCGACACUGUUGUCUCGCUAAUGUCCAAGCCCGCCAACAAGGGCAAGGGCUUUGGACAGAUUGCCUCCGAGUUUGGAUACCUCAACCUUGCAACCAAGGGUCUCGGUACCCGUGUCCUCAUGAUCGGUACCCUCACUGGUCUUCAAUGGUGGAUCUACGACACCUUCAAGACCGUCAUGGGUCUUGGUACCACUGGUGGCAAAUAAGCCGUAAAUGUUCUAGGUCACUGAACAAUGGACUGGAUCGUAUGGAGGUUAUAUAUCCAGAACUGGUGGGGUUGGGGUGCUUCCGGUUACUUAUUCCCUGUAGUCAAAUUUCGUUUGUCCCCUAUCAUUUAAUAGAGCUUGAUAGCAUACCGCUAGCAAA